AUAGACAUCUUGAAUGUAGCUGAUUGGCAUAUUUGGCAUAAAGCAGCUUAAUAAGGUUUGUAAAGUAUAAAUGAUACCAAUUGAAAUCCUAUUUUAGAAGUCAGGCAACUCGUAUUCCUUGAAGAGAACACUGAGGUAAAACCAAUAUCCUGUACUUUUACAGCUGCAGAGAAUUAAAUGAAGUUAAACUUUUAAGUAACAGUUAAUUGUUGCACAGCCAACUUUAGUAUGGCUUUAUUCUGAUGGGGAAAUAACUGAACCAUGAGCAUUUGUUAAAUACCCAUUGCUUGCUUCUGCCAUCAUCACAUUUAAAUAUUUAUUUACAAGCCGGACUGAUAAUACGCACAUAAAUUUGUUUAUUUUAAAUUCGUGAUAUUACAGACUGUUAGUUAGUAGGUUAGCACAUCAUUGCUCAUUAAUAAGCCUGAAAACAUUUUGUGCAACAUAAAAAUUCACGCAACAGUUCAUCUGCUAAAAAAAUUCUUUCAGACAUAGGAGGCAAAAUAAAAAAGUGGGCGAAACCCUUUAUACCAUAAAACACUUCAUUGAUGGCAUUCAAUUUAACUUGCAUGUGGCUCUUCCAGGGCACUCCUUUCCAGGCACACAAGGAUAUUGUGACGGUCAUCAGCCUGUCCACACAGACCUAAGAGAGAACGUGGAUAGAGCCCAGAAUUGUUUUACACUAUGACUGUUUACAACCUGUACAUCUUUGAUAGAAAUGGGACCUGCUUGCAUUAUAGUGAGUGGAACCGCAAGAAACAAGCUGGGAUAUCCAAAGAUGAGGAAUUCAAGUUGAUGUAUGGAAUGCUCUUCUCUAUUCGAUCAUUUGUCAGUAAGAUGUCUCCUCUUGAUAUGAAGGAUGGGUUCUUGGCUUUUCAAACCAGCAAAUAUAAGCUGCACUAUUAUGAGACACCAACGGGACUGAAGAUUGUUAUGAAUACUGAUUUGGGUGUCCCCAACUGCAGAGAAAUUUUGCAUCAGAUUUAUAGCACGCUUUUUGUGGAAUAUGUUGUGAAAAACCCUUUGUGUAGUAUGAACGAACCCAUCCAGAGUGAGCUCUUCUGCACCAAGUUAGAUGGCUUCAUCCGAAGUCUUCCCUUCUUCUCAGCCAGGGCAGGAUAAUAUCCAUCAAAUCUAGGACAGUUGAAAUCCUUGGAGUUCAUCUGAAUUGCUGCUUGAUAGUUCUGGCUUGAACAAUGACCUGGGCAUCUUCGCAAUGGAAAAUAUCCUAAAUGUCUGUUUCUAAGUCAUUGUUCAUAGUCCAGGAGGUUUUUGGCUUCAAAAGAAUAAAAAUGAUUUUGAGAUGAUAUUUGUCAAGGUAGAGACAAAUUUAGUCUUUUAUACUUGUUUUUUUUUUAUAUCUCACAGUAGGUCAACGGUUUUUAACAAAAUAACAACAUACAUCCAUGGCUCAAGUUUUGUUUAAAGCAAUACAUCAUAAAUGGUGUCCAGUAAGUUUCCUUUUAGUAGGUAGAAAAGUCCUGAUGUAUCACUUU
Polypterus senegalus (gray bichir) is the source of this 1496-nucleotide messenger RNA. RefSeq names its product trafficking protein particle complex subunit 1 (gene trappc1). The record is from RefSeq and is a predicted model, not a curated record. The transcript has 5 exons. NCBI's taxonomy places the organism in Eukaryota, Metazoa, Chordata, Cladistia, Polypteriformes, Polypteridae. Gene Ontology annotation, cellular component: TRAPP complex. The coding region runs from base 685 to 1122 and encodes 145 amino acids. Gene Ontology annotation, biological process: endoplasmic reticulum to Golgi vesicle-mediated transport.